This is a messenger RNA of Drosophila busckii, 2994 nucleotides long. RefSeq names its product protein zer-1 homolog. Gene Ontology annotation, molecular function: protein binding. The record is from RefSeq and is a predicted model, not a curated record. The coding region runs from base 227 to 2563 and encodes 778 amino acids. Gene Ontology annotation, cellular component: Cul2-RING ubiquitin ligase complex. NCBI's taxonomy places the organism in Eukaryota, Metazoa, Arthropoda, Insecta, Diptera, Drosophilidae. The transcript has 9 exons.
UAAAAAAAAAAAAACAGAAAAAGUGAUUCUUCAAUUUGGAAUUUGUAUGUAGCUAAUUUGGCUGGCGAGAACAAUAUAAAAUUAACAGCCUUAUAGUUCUCCGUGCGCGGUCCCUCGGCAACUGAACAGCUCAGCUCAGAGAGGGAGGGGGAAUAUCUACAGGCAGUUUCGAUAGCAUACGCACACUACUCGUGCUAGAGUAAAAAGCAAGCAAACAGCGCAUAAAAUGAGCUGCAAGGUGCGGCUUAUGGAGGAUGGAUCACUGGACGAGGAGCCGUUAACGCUGAAAGAGAUCGCUUAUCAGAAAUUAUGCAAUAAUUUAGAUAUCAUAAGCAAUUGCACAGACGAUGGGCCGCACACGCUGAGUCCUGGCAUUGUGCUGACCAACGAGAUUUGCGAUGCAUUUCUGGAGAACUUUCAGCGUUUUCACAGGCCACUGGACGAUCGGGUCAUAUGUCUAUUCAACGACACGAGGCGCACUUCCCUGAAGAUUGUUAAUUUGCGUUAUAGCACGCUGACCAGCACAGGUCUUGAGACACUGAUGCGGCACAAGUUGUUCGCGUUAUCCAUGUGGUACUGCCACAAAAUCACAGUGCAAUCACAUCACCUCCUGGCGCGCUACGGUGACAGUCUGCGCUCCCUUGAGCUGGGAAUCAGUUCCCAUCUGUUGCAGAACGCAGAACCCAAUGAGAAGGAACCUGUGGACUUUCAAUUAACGUGCCCGCAUCUACGACGUCUGGUGCUUAACGGCGUCGUUAUGCAUCAUCGUUUGCAGUUUGCUCACUUGCAGGACCUAAGUCACCUUGAUUUGACGUCAUGCGUGCUAGCGAACUUCAGUCUAGAGGCCCUUAGCAUGCUGCCCAACCUACACACCCUGAUCCUUUUUAAUGUAUGGCCAAUCGCCAAUCAGUUGCACGCGAUCUGCUGUCUGCGUCGCCUUUCAACGUUAGACAUUUCGAUAUCGAGCACGGGCAAUGGACAUGGCACCUAUGAUUUGCCCGAUCAGACGCUUGAAAUGCUCAUGGAUAACCUGCGGCAUCUGACCCAUUUGGACAUCUCCGGGACAAAUUUAGCAGGCAACGGCGUGGCCACCAAGGAGUCAAACUGCGUCAACACCAAGCAAGAGCAGCAAUUCGGACCCACCGACAUACCAGGGCUCGCAUCCCGCACUCAACGGCCGCUGCAGUUCCUCGGCUUAUACCAUACGGCGCAUUGGGCGUGCAAGCGGCACGAUAUACCUGCUCUGGAGGUAGCCGGCGACGCCAAUGAGCAGCAGAUACUCACCGCGGCGCGCUACUACCACGACAGACCUGUGCUGCUAACAAGGGUUCUUAAUGAUCUAUACCAUCUUUUUCGCUUUGAGAAUUGCAAGGAUAUACACACGGCUUUGGAUGUAGUGCUCUGCGCAAUGGACAGGCAUCUGAAGUUCAAACACAUGCAAAUCUCUGGAAGCGCAACAUUAUUCUAUAUUGUUAAGGGGCGGGAUCGCUCAAAGUUUGGUACGCUAUUGCGUAAUCAUAUUAUUCGAACCUUGCUCAACGGCAUGGAAAUGCAUCUGACGGAUGACACUAUGCUGCGGAAUGGCUACCUCACACUGACACAGUUCCACAUGCCUAUGGAUGUGCUGUUCGAGUACGAGCGACUAAUCAAGAUUCUACUGCAUGGCGUAUCUAAGACGGAGCAAGAGGGUUUUGUGCAACGCAUCGCUAUUUACCUGCUCAACACACUUGCCUGCCAGGUGGAUGGAAGACAGAAGCUCUUCCUCGGCGAAUUGGGCGUUGUUAGCACGAUGUUGACGCUCAUUAAAGAUCGUCUGACCCGCUCCGUGUUUGACGAUGUCAUGGAGGUGGCGUGGUCGACCAUGUGGAAUGUAACCGAUGAGACUGCAAUUAAUUGUAAAAGAUUUUUGGAUGGACGUGGUAUGGAGUAUUUCCUUAAAUGCUUAAACACUUUUCCUGAUCGAGACGAGCUGUUGAGGAAUAUGAUGGGCUUGCUCGGUAACGUGGCUGAAGUUAAGUGGCUGCGCCCUAAGCUGAUGACUCAAGAGUUUAUUGAGGUGUUUGCUCGUUUACUGGAUUCACUCAGCGAUGGCAUCGAGGUGGGUCGUCUUUGUGGAAGACUAGCCAAUGACAAUGCUAAUCAACUGCGCUUCCAGGUCAGCUACAAUGCGGCUGGAGUGCUGGCGCACAUUGCCUCCGAUGGCGCCGAGGCGUGGACCAUCAAGACUCCCUCACGGCAACACGUACUGGAGCGCAUGGUGGCCGCCAUUCAGCGCUGGAACAUCAAGAGCGAACGUAACAUUAACUAUCGUAGCUUUGAGCCCAUACUUAGUUUAGUGCGCUGUUACGAGACGCCCCAAUGCCAGCACUGGGCUGUUUGGGCGCUGGCCAAUCUUACACAGGUGUAUCCGGACAAGUAUUGCCAACUGGUGGAGCAGGAGAAUGGCAUUCAGAUACUAACCGAGCUCAUAGAGCACGAGAGCCCGUACUUUGAGAUUAAGCGCAUUGCUCGUAUCGUCAUUGAGCAGUGCGAUUUGGGUGUGGAGCGAAUGGUGGAGGGCUAAGCGAAAGCCUUUGCGAUACCUUAGGCUAAAUAUAUUCAAGUUUGUUGUAAUGUUUAUGUUUUUAAGGCAGCAGCAAGUGUUAUCGUUCUGAUUCUUCCUCAAUUUUUAUGUUUACUCGAAGAAAAAAAAGCAAAAAAUUUUAAAUGCGGCAGAAAACAAAAGUAGAAUAGAAUUUAAAUAAGAAACGCGCGUUUGGCAGAAUACACGGAGAAUAGUAUAUAUGCAUACACAUAUAUAUUAUAUAUAUUUAAAUAAUUAAUACGAUAUAUGUGUAGUAUAUCAUGUUGUAAGUAAACAAGCGAUUUUUUUUAAGACGAGAUUAAGCCCCUGUCGGAACUGUAAAUAUUGUUAACAAAAGAAAGUAUAAAGAAAAGCGAAGCCGCUGCAGUUUGAAUAGAUCCCCAAUUAAAUAUUCCUAUGCCUAUAACUGA